Oryzias melastigma (Indian medaka) is the source of this 3661-nucleotide messenger RNA. It is a transcript of the gene cdk5r1b, whose product is annotated as cyclin-dependent kinase 5, regulatory subunit 1b (p35). Gene Ontology annotation, biological process: brain development; activation of protein kinase activity; positive regulation of cyclin-dependent protein serine/threonine kinase activity. The transcript has 2 exons. Lineage: Eukaryota; Metazoa; Chordata; Actinopteri; Beloniformes; Adrianichthyidae. The record is from RefSeq and is a predicted model, not a curated record. The coding region runs from base 586 to 1494 and encodes 302 amino acids. Gene Ontology annotation, molecular function: protein kinase binding; cyclin-dependent protein serine/threonine kinase activator activity. Gene Ontology annotation, cellular component: cytoplasm; protein kinase 5 complex.
CUCCGCGCACGGAGCGCACAGCGGCGCCCCACCACCGCCUUUGCGUCAGGCGCGCUCACACCGUCAGCAGCACAACACAACAUCAGCCCUCGCAGCAUCCGCAUCUCACAGCCAACAGGAGCAGGAGCACAUCUUCAUCCGAGCAUCCAUUCCACAACUGCACACCGUCGUCUGCGCACGGCCGACGCCUGGCAGGCGCGUCUUCAUCCUCCCCCUCUUCAAAAUCUAUUUUUAUUAUCGUCGCGAGGUGGAUUGUAAAUAUUUUUUGGCUUAUCUGCGUUUUGCUCGAGAUGGUUUGCGGUUUUGAUCGCGCGUUUUGAGGAAGAAAAAUCUCGAGACGAGGGGAGUCACCUUUCCAUUUCCUCUCUGAGCUGGAGAUCUGCAGCAUCCUUGGAGUGGAGGCCAAACAGCAGCAACAGCAUCGAUUCAUUCCCCCUGAGAACUCUCAACAGUCCGUUCUAUGUCCACCCACACCCGUCAGCCCGGGAUUCUGAGACUCUGAGACCCUCAGGAUCUCCUCCUCGACAGAAACCGUUGUGACCUGGUGCUGCUGAAGCUCCCGGCCGCCUCCCCCCUGCAGUCACCAUGGGAACCGUCCUGUCUUUGUCCCCCAGUUACCGGAAGGCGGCCCUGUUUGAAGAUGGACCCGCCACCGUGGGCCACUACACGGCCGUCCAGAACAGCAAGAACGCCAAAGACAAGAACCUGAAGCGCCACUCGCUCAUCAACGUCCUCCCCUGGAAGCGGAUUGUAGCUGUGUCGGCCAAGAAGAAAAGCUCCAAGAAAGUGCAGCCCAAUGGCACCUACCAGAACAACGUCACCCACUUGAACAAUGAAAACCUGAAGAAGUCGCAGUCUUGUGCCAACCUGUCCACCUUCACCCAGGAUCAGAGCACCCCAGCUCUCACCAAGAGCUCCAACAACACAACAUCUUCAGUCAAGAAGGCCCCUCUGACCAACUCCAACGCCGCCCCCGGGACCCCAAAGAGAGUGAUCGUCCAGGCCUCCACCAGCGAGCUGCUCCGCUGCCUCGGGGAGUUUCUGUGCCGACGCUGCUACAGGUUGAAACACCUGUCCCCCACCGACCCGGUGCUGUGGCUGCGCAGCGUGGACCGCUCCCUGCUGCUGCAGGGCUGGCAGGACCAGGGCUUCAUCACCCCCGCCAACGUGGUCUUCGUCUACAUGCUCUGCCGCGACGUGGUCUCCUCCGAGGUGGCCACGGAGCACGAGCUGCAGGCCGUGCUGCUCACCUGCCUUUACCUGUCCUACUCCUACAUGGGCAACGAGAUCUCCUACCCGCUCAAGCCCUUCCUGGUGGAGAGCUCCAAGGAGACCUUCUGGGACCGCUGCCUGUCCAUCAUCAACCUGAUGAGCGCCAAGAUGCUCCAGAUCAACUCAGACCCUCACUACUUCACUCAGGUGUUUGCCGACCUGAAGAACGAGAGCCAGAAGGAGGAGGAGAGGAGCCGCCUCCUCAUCGGCCUGGACCGGUGAGGGGGUGCUGGGGGAGGGGAGGGGUGGGGGGUGAGGGGGUCAUUCUCUCCAGUCUGGCAUUUUUGACCCCUUCGGAGGAUUAUUUAUGACAUUAUUUAUUAUUUAUUUAUUUAUUUAUGACCAAAUUGCGUAGAGGUAAAUCCACUUAUAGAAAAAAAGUGUUUAACAUUUGUAGCUACUUUGUAUCAAACAGGAAAAAUCUGCAGCUUUCCGAUAAACGGCGAGAAGCUUGUGAGGUAGAAUGAGGUGGUUUUACUCCUGUGAUUGUCAGGAUCACAUAUCUGUAAGGGGGAAAAAGGGAAAAAAAAGAGUCAAUCUUUUGCAAAAAUUGAGAAAUGUCACUCCAAGACAAAGUGAUGAGGAGGAUUUUUUUAAUUUCAAAAUUGGAGCGAAUGUGGACAUUUCUGAGCCCCACCAGAGACCGAACGACUGUCCGACUAUGGGAUGUGCACUGCCUGCUGCAGGAAGGGGACGUUCUCAUGUCCCGACUGGCUUCGUUCAGUUUUGCAGCGAUAUCUGACUGACCACCUGCAGGACUUCACAGCAUCAGCGCUGGAUCAAAACUUCGGACCACGACGGACUGUGAGAACCGCUUUGUGGGACUCAAACACAGCAGACAUACAGUGUGUUUCUUCAGACAGGACUACAUUAUUUCCAUCUAGGAGAGGGAAAAAAGUGGAUGUUUUACUCCUUACACAACUUGAGGCUUAUUUAUUGCUUUUUUUGGAACAAGUUUCUGUUUUUUUAACUUAGAAAUGUAACGUUUUGCACGUGUGCCAUGCAACUUUACAGCCUCCUGGAGGGAAGGAGCUUCUAUUAGGUUUCUACUUGAUUUGUAAUGGAAACGCAUCUGCAUUAGAGAAUGCUGUAAACAAAGUCACAUUAGUUUAUUUAGCUCUGCUUGCCAAAAAAUAGUUUACCAGGGAAGUUCUUUUUUUCUUUUUCUUUUCUUUUUGUAUUUUUUGUCGAUGCGUUGUGUUGCAAACACUUUUAAAACAAUGUUGGAUUUUGUGCUCAUUAUUCAGCAGUGAAAAUGUCAUCAUAGUGCCAUAUCCGCAAUGGAAAUCUCUCUAACAGGUGGAUUUCCAGCACUUAUAUACUCCUAAUUUGUGUUUUUUUAAGCUCACCAGUGUAACUGAAGAUCAUCCUGGGAGACUAUAAGAGAAGAAAGAUAGCAGGUGUGCAUAUCUAUGGUGGGAAUGAAGAUUGAUCUGGUUUGUGCAAAUGAAUGUUGCAGGGUUUUUGGAAAGCCUGUGAAUGAAAACCACCGAUGGAUCUGACCAUCACCAAUGGGAAAUUCUUGUCCACACUCUGCUAGACGGAGAUAUAUAAAAAAAUAGCUUUCAAAACAGUUUUAGUUUAGAAUUGCAGUUCUGUUUGUAAUUCCUAAACCUGCAGUGAAAAGCACAGUGAGCAUCAAAUCUGUGUACACUUUCAGGCACGGGAGGUCCUCCACUUGGACAAAUCUUGUUUUCAAUCAGAUUCACCGCUGGGCUGAAAAUGACAAACGCCGGAGUGUUGAGGGAACACCCCGACGACCACAGAGAAGGCGUGCAAAAAUGCACAUUUCUAUCUCCACUGCAGAUCUUACUAUCUCCGUAUUUUGAUAUCUACCAGAAAACAUGGCGUUCCCUUGUUGGUUGCUAGGGGACAAAUAUACACAGACAGAACUGCUAAUGUGACAGAAAAAUCAUUUUUUUCCCUUCAUCCUACAUCAUUUCCGAGGUGCCAUUUUUCUUCACUUGCUUCACUGACUAGUUGUUUAUAAGCUUAUAAAAUAAUUACAGAAAUGUCUCCAGUGAUAGUUAAAGAUUUCUGUCAAACUCUUUUCUGUAUCUUGUUGUAGAUAAUUAAAAAAAAGACAUAAAAGUGAUUAAAAAAAGAGGGCGCAUCGGUGGGCUGCAUGUGUGUGCAGAUGACUGGGUGAAAGCGUGUGAAUGGACAGCCGUGUUGUAUCUGUACAGACGUACAAACGUGUCGUUUUCUUUAGGGUCAGCCACAGCUCUGGUUCUGGAGGUGAGGAGGGGGGCGCUGGAUUAACUUCUCUUUUUGAUGAAAAAAAGCCCCAUGCUGUGAUGGAAACGUUUUCUUUUUGAGUUUAUUUCUGCUUAUUUUAAUUUAUUUUUGUACUGUGAUGGAAAAAUAAAAUGCACUCAUCGUUCUGGGA